AUGAACUCUGUUCACUCCAGAGGAAAAGCAUUGGCGAAGGACGUAGACUUUGAUAAGGUUGCCAGAAGGACACCUGGUUUCACCGGUGCUGAUCUUCAAAACUUGAUGAAUGAGGCUGCUAUCCUGGCCGCUCGUCGUGAUCUGAAGGAGAUAAGCAAGGAUGAGAUCUCUGAUGCUCUAGAGAGGAUCAUUGCUGGGCCUGAGAAGAAAAACGCAGUUGUUUCAGAGCAGAAGAGGAAGCUUGUGGCUUACCAUGAGGCUGGACAUGCCCUUGUCGGUGCCCUCAUGCCAGAAUACGAUCCUGUUGCCAAGAUUUCCAUCAUUCCUAGAGGUCAAGCUGGUGGGCUCACGUUCUUUGCUCCAAGUGAAGAGAGACUAGAGUCUGGAUUGUACAGCAGGAGCUACCUAGAGAACCAAAUGGCUGUAGCACUUGGUGGCAGGGUUGCUGAGGAGGUGAUCUUUGGCCAAAACAAUGUGACGACUGGGGCUUCCAGUGACUUUAUGCAGGUCUCACGUGUCGCAAGACAAAUGGUCGAAAGAUUUGGGUUCAGCAAGAAGAUUGGGCAAGUCGCGAUCGGGUCAUCUGGUGGGAAUCCAUUCAUGGGCCAGCAGAUGUCGAGCCAGUCAGACUACUCGAUGGCAACAGCGGACAUCGUGGACUCGGAGGUGAGGGAGCUCGUGGAGGUAGCCUACUCGCGGGCAACCCAGAUCAUCAACACCCACAUCGACAUCCUCCACCGGCUCGCCCAGCUCCUGAUUGAGAAGGAGACAGUUGACGGGGAGGAGUUCAUGAGCCUCUUCAUCGAUGGAGAGGCAGAGCUGUUCGUCGCUUGAGGCGCGGGCCCUGCAUGUUUUCGGUGAUUACACGAGGGUCCAACUUGUAGGAACCACAUUGAUCUAGUAAAAGUGUUGUUUUACCCAACAUGUUUGUAUAGUUCUUUGUAAAAAAACCUUUACUGACAUUGGGUUGCUCCAAUUAAUACAAAUUAUUUAUAGUUUUUGCC
Lolium rigidum is the source of this 1004-nucleotide messenger RNA. Its product is annotated as ATP-dependent zinc metalloprotease FTSH 1, chloroplastic-like. Gene Ontology annotation, biological process: proteolysis. Gene Ontology annotation, molecular function: metalloendopeptidase activity; ATP-dependent peptidase activity; ATP binding. Gene Ontology annotation, cellular component: chloroplast thylakoid. The transcript is spliced from 5 exons. NCBI's taxonomy places the organism in Eukaryota, Viridiplantae, Streptophyta, Magnoliopsida, Poales, Poaceae. Bases 1 to 834 code for a protein of 277 amino acids. The record is from RefSeq and is a predicted model, not a curated record.